Mugil cephalus (flathead mullet) is the source of this 3441-nucleotide messenger RNA. RefSeq names its product dopa decarboxylase (gene ddc). Gene Ontology annotation, biological process: serotonin biosynthetic process; amino acid metabolic process; catecholamine metabolic process. NCBI's taxonomy places the organism in Eukaryota, Metazoa, Chordata, Actinopteri, Mugiliformes, Mugilidae. The record is from RefSeq and is a predicted model, not a curated record. Bases 749 to 2191 code for a protein of 480 amino acids. The transcript has 14 exons. Gene Ontology annotation, molecular function: pyridoxal phosphate binding; aromatic-L-amino-acid decarboxylase activity.
AAAUCUUAAUUGUAACCUUUUCAGGUAUUUUUGUACAAAUAAGGGACUGAUAUAUUCUGUUUAUUUUAAUUAGAAUAAAACAUUAAUACAUUGAUAUAAAAAAAACUACACUGUGCUUGUCUUUAUGUAGGGAAACAUCUGCUGCAAUUAGAGAAACCAACACUGGAAUUUUAUUCUUAUUAUUAUGAAUUAUAAAGUGUUACAAUUCCAUUCUGCAUGCGCAUUAGUUGUAAUGGUUUAAAGUUGUGUCCAGGAUCUGAAGCACCGCUAAGCAGGUACACAUAAUAACUGUAACUUUUAGAUUGUCCACUAGAUGGUGCUGUGCUACAAGAAGUUAAUGGAUUUGUAAAAUGAAGCUAAUCUGAAGUAUUUCAUAAACAAAUAAUUUUGCAACUAUACAUGUGGACACAAAAAAAAUGUGAGUUUAUAAGACAUUAUGGGACGUAUGCAUGCGAAUGCCGAGAAAAUCAGGUCAAAGUGGGGGUCCACGUUUAAAGGGCUGAGACCUUUGACACCAACAACCGCGCGUCACACCGUUUGGAUUAUCUGGCAUGCAAAAAUAGUGAGGUUUCACAACUUAAAGCCGUGCUGCUGGCAAAGAAAAAAAGAUUAAAGAUUAACAUGUCUGAAGCUUUGCCGCCAGCAGCAACAAUUUUUUUCCUACGUUCUGGUUUUGAAGCAGUUUGGAUGCAGAAAACAUCAACAUAAUGCGGCUGCACUGCAAUGAACAGCAACACAAUCGGCAGUCAUGGAUGCGGCAGAGUUUCGGCGCCGAGGCAGGGAGAUGGUAGACUACGUGGCUGACUACCUGGAAAACAUAGAACAGCGGCCCGUCUACCCGGAUUUGGAGCCGGGAUAUCUUCGCUCCUUAAUCCCCACCGAGGCCCCAGAGGAGCCUGAGAAUUAUGAGGACAUAAUAAAGGAUGUGGAGAGGGUCAUAAUGCCAGGGGUCACCCACUGGCACAGCCCCUACUUCUUUGCUUACUUCCCGGCUGCAUCCUCUUACCCCGCCAUGCUGGCUGACAUGCUUUGUGGAGCCAUUGGCUGCAUCGGAUUCUCCUGGGCUGCGAGUCCAGCCUGCACCGAGCUGGAGACAGUGAUGUUGGAUUGGCUUGGGAAGAUGCUGCAACUGCCCGAGUGUUUUAUAGCGGGGACACAUGGUCACGGGGGAGGUGUCAUCCAGGGCACAGCCAGUGAGGCGACGCUGAUGUCCUUGCUCGCCGCCCGGUGCAAAGCAGUCAGACGGGUCCAGGCUAUCGAAACAGAAAAAUCAGAGGGUGAAGUCCUCUCCAAACUGGUGGCUUAUACUUCUGAACAAGCUCAUUCCUCAGUGGAGCGCGCUGCUCUGAUCGGAGGAGUGAUGAUGAGGAAGGUUCCUACAGACGACCACUAUGCUGUGAAAGGGGAAAUGCUUAAGAAGAUGGUGGAGGAGGACAAAGCAGCUGGACUCAUCCCUUUCUAUUUCUGUGCCACUCUUGGCACCACUCCAUCAUGUGCUUUUGAUCACAUCUCCGAGCUGGGGGCCUUAUGUAAUGAGAAAAAUAUGUGGAUGCACGUUGAUGCAGCAUAUGCUGGGAGCGCGUUUAUCUGUCCUGAAUUUAGACCUUUAUUGAAUGGUGUUGAGUUUGCAGACUCCUUCAACUUCAACCCUCACAAAUGGCUUUUAGUCAACUUUGACUGCUCUGCAAUGUGGGUGAAAAAGAGAACAGACAUCAUUGGAGCCUUCAAAAUGGAACCACUCUACCUGAAACACGAAAACCAGGAAUCAGGGCUGGUCACAGAUUACAGGCACUGGCAAAUUCCACUCGGCAGGAGAUUUCGUUCGCUAAAGCUGUGGUUUGUCUUCCGUAUGUAUGGACUCAAAGGGCUGCAGGCUCAUAUACGCAAGCAAGUGGCCCUGGCCAAAGAGUUUGAGAGUCUGGUGCGAGCGGACAAGAGGUUUGAGAUCUGUGCUGAAGUCGUCCUGGGGCUGGUCUGCUUCAGGCUCAAGGGCUCCAAUGAGCUGAACCAGGACCUGCUGAAAAGGAUCACCAGGAGCAGAGAGAUCCACCUGGUGCCUUGCCAGCUCUCCGGCCGCUUCGUCCUGCGCUUCGCCGUGUGCGCACGCACCACCGAGUCACGUCACAUCCAGCAAGCGUGGCGGCACAUCACGCAGCUGACCUUUGAGCUCUUGCAGGAGGCCAGUCAUUGACCAAAAGACUGAGGAGCUGGGGCUGUCCACUCUGAUGCCUACACGAGGACCAAAGAUUGGACAAAAGUCUCCUGAGUGUUUGCAGGUGUAAAAUGUCUUGUGUCCAGUCCAGUGAGCAUUCGUCAUUAUUUUUUGCAUAUUUUUCUGUGUUGCAAAUUAAUGUGAAAAUAACUUCUUACAAAUUAACCAAAUGUGCAUAAAAGGAAAAUGUGUAAGUUCCAAAUAUUACAUCUUACAUUUGCAAAUUGUGGCUUCACUGACUUGGCCUCACUCCUCAUCAUAGUGCACUUACCCCCCUGCAGGCUUGUCUGUGCUGGUGUCUUGUGUGUGUCAAAUAUGGUCUGUAGUUUGGUUUGAAUGUUGUGAUUUUGAUUUUUUUUUUUUUUUUUUUUUUUUUUGAGUUUUGCCAUGAAUGUAUUGCACUGUGCGAAAAAAAAAAAAGAAAAAAAUUUUGUCCGUGCUCAUAUAAUAUACAGGCCGAGCUUCUUAACAUUAGUGAUACAGCUACUUUGAGGGCUUCAUAAAGUGCAAGCUUAAAGAAUUCUAAUACGGCUCCUAGUAAUCAGGUUAAAGCCUCUUAUAAGUGCAUUCAUUUAUUUAUAACCUCAUUUGCAAAUGUUGUUUAAUAUAUAAUGGCACGCAAGGGCCAAACACUUUAUUACCUUUUUUUUCUUCUUCUUUUUUUUUUUUGAUUCCUGUAGUGUCUAAUGCACAGUGUAUUUCCCAAGCUGUAGCACGAGACAAUCACAGAGUCGCUGUAAACAGUGGGAUGAGAAUGAAAAGCUCCAGGCGGGAAACACGAGUCCGUUAUUUCCAUCGUUUCCUUAUAAACUGUCUUGGACAGAUUAUCAAUGAUCAAAAGAAAACAUGCAGACUGUCUGACACAAGUUUAAUUUCUUGGUAAUUCAAGUUUAUCUUUGUUGGCACCAGGAUCCUCCACUCAAUAGAGUCUCCACAUAUACUGUACGUUUAACUUUAAACCUUGAGAUCUGGCACAGAUUAUUUAAGAUGAACAAAUGUGACUUGGUUUGUAAAUUGUUAAACUUUUCAUGUGUCCACUGCCGGGAAGUGUAUAAUAAUCUGUGGUGUCGCAUCUCUGCGCCUUGUUGUUAAUGUUGCUGUUAGUUCGUAUGAUUGCGUCAACGUCAGCUGCUGUUUGGGAUCCUAGUGUGCUGCUGCUCUCUUUGGCUUGGCUGUGGCCUGCAUGCAAUGGUAUGGGUUUAUUUUAAUAAAGUCUACUGUAGUCUGCA